AUGCGUUGUGACUGUUUUGCGCUCGUCAUUGGUGUCGUCGCUGCCACGGAUGAUCCGUGUUCUCAGAUGUGCACUUACAUCAGCGGCUGUGAUAAUUCUAAAUUUGGAUCAUACUGUAAGGCAUGGCUAACUAGUCCAGUGUGCUUCGGUUUGGCAAAGAAGUCUGAUGGAUCAAUUUGCUUCGAGCCAACUGACGCUGACUGCCACGGUGAGCCUAUUGCUUGUGGUGCAAUGAUUACCACUGAGGUUCCUACCACUGAGGUUCCUCCCACUGAGGUUCCUACCACUGAGGUUCCUACCACUGAGGUUCCUACCACUGAGGUUCCUACCACCGAGGUUCCUACCACUGAGGUUCCUAUCACUGAGGUCACUACUACUGAGGUCCCUACUACUGAGGUCACUACUACUGAGGUCCCUACUGCUGAGGUCCCUACUAGUGAGGUCCCUACUAGUGAGGUUCCUACUACUGAGGUUCCUACUACUGAGGUCUCUACUACUGAGGUCCCUACUACUGAGGUCCCUACUACUGAGGUCCCUACUACUGAGGUUCCUACUACUGAUGUCCCUACUACUGAGGUCCCUACUACUGAUGUCCCUACUACUGAUGUCCCUACUACUGAUGUCCCUACUACUGAUGUCCCUACUACCGAGGUUCCUACUACCGAGGUUCCUACUACCGAGGUUCCUAUUACCGAGGUUCCUAUUACUGAGGUUCCUACUACUGAGGUCCCUACUACUGAGGUUCCUACUACUGAGGUUCCUACUACUGAGGUUCCUACUACUGAGGUUCCUACUACUGAGGUUCCUACUACCGAGGUUCCUACUACUGAGGUUUCUACUACUGAAACUGCAACUACAGAGAUUAUCGCAACCACGAGUACAACUAGCAGUGUAUCUGAGGGUUUCCGAGGCAAUUACUGUGGUAAAGUCUAUGGAGAGAGUUUCAGCGUCGACUUUGACGAAAAUGGACGCGCUACUGUCAGCGUCCUAGGGCAAAGCGCGGGCGCUGAUUAUGAAGUUGCGGGUAAUGAUAUCGUCUUCUCCAACUACGAUUCUAUGCUGCAACAGUUGAUGGAUAUGUUUCAUAUUAAAAGUAUCAGAGGCACUAUCAUCAGUUCUACUGAGAUCCAUAUCAAAGCAGGUUUCCUCAUCGAUACAACUCUUACUAGCUGUUAA
This is a messenger RNA of Perkinsus marinus ATCC 50983, 1176 nucleotides long. Its product is annotated as microneme protein 12, putative. The record is from RefSeq and is a predicted model, not a curated record. The transcript has a single exon. Bases 1 to 1176 code for a protein of 391 amino acids. NCBI's taxonomy places the organism in Eukaryota, Perkinsozoa, Perkinsida, Perkinsidae.